Messenger RNA from Alternaria triticimaculans, 1866 nucleotides. RefSeq lists its product as uncharacterized. Lineage: Eukaryota; Fungi; Ascomycota; Dothideomycetes; Pleosporales; Pleosporaceae. The record is from RefSeq and is a predicted model, not a curated record. The coding region runs from base 1 to 1866 and encodes 621 amino acids. The transcript is spliced from 3 exons. Gene Ontology annotation, cellular component: TRAPPIII protein complex; TRAPPI protein complex; TRAPPII protein complex. Gene Ontology annotation, biological process: endoplasmic reticulum to Golgi vesicle-mediated transport.
AUGAGCUUCAAUCUGGACGCACUCUUCCACAACCCUGAUGACUUGCGUUCGGGGACUUUGUCGCUUAGUCUGUCAGUCUCCAAAGCGUCUACUGUAGAGUCCGCCGGUGGCCUCUGGCACGAGAACGCAGUCGAUGAAGAACAGGAAGCGGAAUACGGUGAAGAGGCACGUCUGAGAACUACCAUCGCAACCUUGAGUCAGCAAUGCGAAUACUGGAAAGGGCAGGCUGAGGAACGAGGCAAGACCACCCACGAUCUAGAUCGAAGGACUGCCAAAACCGCUGCUGGAUCUGAUCUUCCGACUGACACCGUACGCCGUCUCAACCGCCUCGAAAGCGAGGUCACGCGUCUGCAAUCCGAAAACACGCAGCUGAAGGACACACUCAAGAUCAUCGAGUACGAGAAUGUCAAUCUGGGCAAUCAGAACGAUGGGAAGACGCGGAAGCUGAAGGGUGCCAACAAGAAGGUCAAGAAUGCUAAGGAUAUGGCGGGAAAGGAGGAAGAGAAGGCCAAAGACGCUCAAGGUGAUAAGCAGCGCCAUCUCGCAUCCGAACGCAGGAUGCAGAAGGAACGCGGUGAUGCUUUGGCUGCACUACAGCAACAGAGAAAGCUCAACGGUGACCUGCGCGCGGAGCUUGAGGUCGAGCAGUCUGGUGCACCUCACAUGCGCGAUGUUGCUGCGGACCCGAACGACACCACUGCCAUUAUCCCGAUUCAGUUUGACAUCCGUCGCACCGAUGUGCAACCUAUGAUGAGAGUCCUUCAGUGGCACCAGAUGAACCUCACCGAAAGGUUCAAAGAGUGGUACAAGGACUGGAAGAAAGCAUCUACCGGUGAGGUACGCAAGGUAGUCGGCUCAGAAGGUGUGGAUGAAGAGAAGAAGAAGCUCGAGAAGCUGUAUGGGGAUAUGGUUGAGAUGCCUGAUGGCCACAUGGAGACUGCAGCUGAGCACGAUGGGUGGCGAUCGAAGCGCGACACAACGGAGAAAUGUCUGACGCACGACGCACGACCCUCCGACCCACAUCACUCCGCCAAACAACACCGCCAGGGUUCAAUAGCGACCAUGUCCAACAUCCUGCCCUUACACCACUCGUACUACCCCUCGCGCCAGUCGUCUCUCUCGCGGUCCGUAGACACUGCGCAAAAGCCAUCGACAUCCUCCUCUGCAGCCACGAUCCGUCCGCAACCCGGCACACAAUCGCAACCACAAGGGCAGCACAUCGCAAUGAGCGGCGCCCCAAGUCAAGGGCCUGGGCUGCGGUACCCUUCGAACAAAAAGAGCAUAUACGACAGGAAUCUGAACCGGAGCAAGAAUGCGGAGCUUAGUAGAGCGGCGUUUGCGUACCUCUUCAUUGAGAUGAUUGCGUAUGCGCAGAAGGGCGCGAAGGAUGUGGGGGACUUGGAGCAGAGACUCAACACACAAGGCUACCCCAUUGGCCUCCGCCUACUCGACCUCCUCCUCUCACGUACCGCCAACCCCCUCGCGAGCAUUCGACCCACACGCAUCCUGCCUCUCCUCCAAUUCAUUGCACAACAGCUAUACCGAUACCUAUUCGGCCGACCUGCCGAUGCAUUAGAAAAGUCUGGCACCGACCCAGGACAGUACAUGCUCUUCGACAACGACCCCAUGGUCAACCAAUACAUAAGUUUGCCCAAAGAACUGUCGAGUUUGAAUUGCGCGGCUUUCGUUGCGGGCAUAAUUGAGGGUGUGUGCGACGGUGCGGGGUUCCCAACCGAGGGCGUGACAGCGCAUAGUGUAGGCGACGAGGAAGGCAAGGGUCUGUGGCCGGGAAAGACGGUCUUCUUGAUCAAGUUCAAGCCCGAGGUGUUGGAGAGGGAGGAGAUACUGGGCAGGGGUGGGGGCUGA